UUUUUUGCGAAAGUUUUUUUUUUGAUUUAUUAAAAAAUCUUGAAAAUUUUCUUGGGCUUUGUUUUCAAGAAAAUAAUGGAUUUUUGAAGGUAAGUUUGACUGUAAGUUUUUCGUUUCUUGGAAUUUAUAUGGAACGUAAGGAAAGUACUAUGAGUAGCAGUGGAGUAACAGUGGUGGGAUCAGAUGCUCCCUCGGACUACCAUGUGGCUCCAAGGACCACAGAGAAUCCAAGCCAGUUGAGUGGAUCGGAACCACUGCCACCUGUGAUUGUGACGCCACCACAGGUGGGUUUCACACCGUCGACAGCAGUGGCUGCCGGGGUGGAUGGCACCACCACUGUUAAGAAGAAGAGAGGCAGGCCUAGGAAAUAUGCCCCUGACGGCUCUGUCACCAAAGUUAUCUCCCCUAAGCCGAUUUCUUCCUCGGCUCCUCCUCCGGUUAUCGACUUCUCGGCUGCUCAGAAACGCGGAAAAAUACAUCCGGUCGGCUCGACCAAGAAGUCACAGAACCCUAGAAUGGAGUUGGAAGGUGAAUUGGUUCCGUGUUCUGUGGGUUCUAAUUUUACCCCUCAUAUAAUCACUGCUAAUGCUGGAGAGGAUGUGACUAUGAAGGUUAUAUCAUUCUCUCAGCAAGGGCCUCGGGCAAUAUGUGUUCUCUCUGCUAAUGGAGUGAUUUCAAGUGUAACUCUUCGUCAACCUGAUUCCUCUGGUGGUACAUUGACAUAUGAGGGUCGUUUUGAUAUACUGUCAUUGACUGGAUUGUUUAUGCCAUCCGAGACUGGAGGAAUCAGGAACAGAUCUGGCGGUAUGAGUGUUUCAUUAGCAAGCCCAGAUGGGCGUGUUGUAGGGGGUGGAGUUGCUGGUUUAUUAGUUGCUGCCAGUCCUGUGCAGAUUGUGGUUGGCAGUUUUCUGGCGGGGAACCAGCACGAGCAGAAGACCAAGAAACACAAAGCAGUGUCAACAACUGUUACACCUGCUGCUAUUCCUAUCUCCACUACAGGAGUAGAUGAUCCAUAUCGAACUUCCCCUUCUUUCCAUGAAGAUAACUGGUCAAUGCAUCCCAACUCGAUGAAUCAGCCCGCUGAAAUCAAUGUAGCUGUCCCUGGCGAGUAGCCUAAUAGACAGCAUUGAUUAUACAAACAGUUUUUACUGACCUCGGUUUGCAUCAGACUCCUAUUUAUGGUUAUCCCAGUUUAAUGAUCUUACUACAUAUCUUGUUUGUCUGUAAACAUAUUACCGGGUGCUGAUAUAGGUCGGGUUUGUGUAGUGACGUAGCUAUUUAAAAGCGUGGUAGUUCAGCCUUUUUUUCUAGCUGCUGUUUAGUUGUAGAAUUUUUGGAUGUGUAAUUUACAAAUAUCCAAGUUUAUGCAGUGUGAUUCCUGUUCUAUUUA
Molecule: messenger RNA, 1390 nt
Organism: Olea europaea var. sylvestris
Lineage: Eukaryota; Viridiplantae; Streptophyta; Magnoliopsida; Lamiales; Oleaceae
Product: AT-hook motif nuclear-localized protein 1-like
Exons: 5
Coding region: 129-1112 (327 amino acids)
Molecular function (GO): minor groove of adenine-thymine-rich DNA binding
Source: RefSeq, a predicted model, not a curated record